AUGGAUCGCCGAACUUCGGAGCGCGAGCGUCAGCACCAACACCCUCGAUCUGUUGAAACGCAGCACGAUGGCGAGUUCCCCAGCGAGGACCAGUCCACACCUGUCACCACCACCAUCACCAAUAACAUGACCGACAAUCCAAACCAUAUUGAUAUGAAUACACAAAACCUUGGAAACAUGCGCCUGCAGGAGGACGAAUCGGGCGCCAUACAAACUGAACGAUCUGGCGGCGGAGAUACACAGUCAAGACGAGGAUCGCAGGCAGGGCCAGCGCAAAACUUGGACAAUAGACUUAAUGCUGAUGUGCUGGCUUCAUCAUCAUUGCCCGCUGAUGAUGGAAUGGGAUAUUUGAGGAAAAAGAUCAUUGCAAUUCGGGACCGAGACCUGGACAACAACGAGAAGGCGCGGAUGGUCCACAAUCUCAUGACGGAAAACUCACCCUUGCCUGCAAUGAAUUCAUCGCCAGAUCCCUGUCAUACGAGCCCGAGCCCCACCUUGGACAUGCCAGCCCCUCCAUACGAGAACCAUUUCGCCCUCACCACUGAAGAUUUGCAACCAACUUAUGUCCCACGAGUCGAACCCGAUUCCCCAGUUGUUGAAACCGGGGAUGAAGCCGGCGACGAGGCCGGUGACGAGGACACAGAAGAAUUGGACGAGGCCUCUCUAGGCUGUCAGCAUUAUAAAAGAAACGUCAAGCUUCAAUGCUUCACUUGCAAGAAAUGGUACACGUGCAGGUUCUGCCACGACGAAGUCGAGGAGCAUCCUUUGGUUCGCCGAGAUACGGAGAACAUGCUCUGCAUGCUCUGUGGAUAUGCCCAGCCUGCAGCCCAAAGUUGCCAUCAAUGCGGGGAAGAUACAGCUCACUACUAUUGCGAUAUCUGCAAGCUGUGGGACAACGACAGCAAGAAAAGUAUUUAUCAUUGCCACGAUUGUGGGAUUUGCCGAAUUGGCCAAGGACUUGGGAAAGAUUUUUUCCAUUGCAAGGUGAGUGCUUUGGCUUAUGUGGCUACCGUUGGUUGGGUCUUGGCUUGGCCGUACUAA
This is a messenger RNA of Penicillium manginii, 1041 nucleotides long. Its product is annotated as CHY zinc finger protein. Gene Ontology annotation, biological process: ubiquitin-dependent protein catabolic process; protein ubiquitination. The record is from RefSeq and is a predicted model, not a curated record. Gene Ontology annotation, molecular function: ubiquitin protein ligase activity; zinc ion binding. Gene Ontology annotation, cellular component: nucleus. The transcript has 2 exons. Lineage: Eukaryota; Fungi; Ascomycota; Eurotiomycetes; Eurotiales; Aspergillaceae. Bases 1 to 1041 code for a protein of 346 amino acids.